Lolium perenne is the source of this 1748-nucleotide messenger RNA. NCBI's taxonomy places the organism in Eukaryota, Viridiplantae, Streptophyta, Magnoliopsida, Poales, Poaceae. The record is from RefSeq and is a predicted model, not a curated record.
AACCCAGAAGAGUGAGACUCACACACAAAAUUCCCCAAACAACACUAGGACUAGGCUAGGCUAGGCCCCCCUCUCGCCGCCGGCUGCCCUCGCCCUCUCGCCAUGGACAGCGACGGCGACCCCCACCCUCACACUCCUAACCCUGCCGAGGAGAAAGCGAGGAAGAAGUCGAUCAAGAGAGCGAGGAAGAGAGAGCUCCAGAAGCUGAAGCUCCAGCAGGGACCCAGUGAGCUACACAAGGAGGAUCCCCAAAUCUCCCCUCCCGGUGCCCUCCUUCAAACUCCUGCUCUCCGUCUGGCGGCCUUUCUCAAGAUAAAGCAGGGACCCAGUGAGCUGCACAAGGAGGGCCGCCCUGAAACUUCUGGUCCUGCCAUCGGGGAGCAAGCGGGAUCUUCCAACCUUUGCAGGUCAUUCGAACCCGAACCACCUCGUCUUCGCCACAGUUUUCUCUACUCACAACGCCCCAGGCGAUCCAAGCGAGCUACAAGCAUUGAGGAGCAUUUCAGAGACGUGAGCAGGAGGGAAUUUGAAGCAUUGACACUUGAUCACUCACCUCCUACACCUGACUUAACUCACAGGGUUGAGGAGAAUGCUGGCAUGGCGAGUGGCAGUGAGGGUCCUACAGGGGAUCUACCUGAACUCAAGGCACUAGCGCUAAAUGAGGCAUCCAGGGAAUGUGACACUGCCAGCAGCGAGACCGAGUCAGAAGUUGUUGUGGAGGAGGAGCCUGAAGAUGAAUCAGAUUUUGACUUGGAGGAGGAGUUGCGUUUACUCGAAGAGUACAAAGAGAGAAUGUUUAAUAAGGAUUUUACUGCUCAGAGUGCCACUUUAGCUGCUUCUUGUGAUAAAAACUCAGCUAUUGAGCAUGUCACUGAACAUUCUGAAGAUGCUGGAUGGGCUAGACGACUAUACUUACUGCAGGAUGAGUCUAUAAAAGCUUGUUUAGAUGCUCGGCGUACUACGGUGAAAUCUUCAAGAGAUGAACCUAGGUCUGAAGUAUCUGACAAAGAUAUUAUUGAAAAUGGAGAAAAAUGGAUGACUGAAGAGGUGAUGGUGGCUUUCAAAGAAUACAUUAAAAGAACUGAUAAACUCAGGGAACUAAUGUACUGUUUCGAGAAACUUUGCCAUCAAUGUUUUAACGUAGAAUGUUAUUUCAAGAUUUUCCACCACUUCAAUUUCACUGUGAAGACGAAGCUUCCUAGUUCAGAUGAUUGGGAAUCGAGAACAUACUUUGCUGAGUUGAAGGAGAUGUUUGGGGAAAAGUAUUAUUUCUGUUGCCCAUUGGAAUCAAGUGAAAAUGGUCAAUGUUAUGCUUGCAGCAACCAAGGGGUGGAUGAUUUGAGGCAUCCAGCUACAGGUGGAUUUGAGAGGGGUUUGCCGGAUACUGUAUUCCCUUAUAUGUAGGUGGUUACUGUAUUCUGCUAGAAGUCGCCGAAGAUGUGCUGCUCUCAAGAUUGAUGCCACAUCUUCUAUCUGCAUAUAUGCAGGUAGUAGCUAUGCUGAACUUGAGCCGUCUGUAAGACUGGAGUCAGCUGGGAGUCAAGCUUCUUCACUGUGGAACUUGUUCUAAAUGUGCUGCUGUCGUUCUCUUAGAUAAAUCAUUUUAGUGGAUCUUAGACAUUUAAUAUGCUAUUGAGUUUGAUGCAACUAGCGAUUCUCACGGAGGCCACCUGGGCUCACAGUGAUAAACAUUUUUUGAGCACACUGUGAGCUUAACGCCUGUACUUAUGUCCCAUACUUUGUUUUUU